Melanaphis sacchari is the source of this 731-nucleotide messenger RNA. Its product is annotated as UPF0691 protein C9orf116 homolog. Lineage: Eukaryota; Metazoa; Arthropoda; Insecta; Hemiptera; Aphididae. Gene Ontology annotation, cellular component: axonemal microtubule. The record is from RefSeq and is a predicted model, not a curated record. The transcript is spliced from 2 exons. Gene Ontology annotation, biological process: axoneme assembly. Bases 118 to 399 code for a protein of 93 amino acids.
UAUUUGGUAUAACUGCAGUGGUUUCCAUGAUGGGUAUUUUCGAAAGGGUCGUAGUUAGAUCAAUAUUAUAAUUUAUUUAGUCGGUAUGGUGCGCAGCACGUAGUUAGUUUUUCCAACAUGGAAAAUAGAGACGAUAGUUCAGACGACAUCCAGGAAAAAACAUCAGACUUUUACAAAACACAUAACUUACCUAUUCGUUUUGAAUAUCCAGGUUUACAGAACUACAGCAACACCAGACGAACUCCAACCAAUGUGUUCUACGCGACUACCUACAAUGAUUACGGGUACUUCCCGCCAACUGUGCACACUGUGAGGAAAUGUUAUCACGGAAAGUCACAACGAUUCGGGCAAGAGCAGUUUGUCAGAGGAAUGUAUAGAGACCACUCGUUGAACAUGUGAAUGAUAUCUCUAAUAUAUCCAUAAUAUAUGACAAUAUUGAUUAAUAUUCUAAACACGUUAACUUAAAAUAAUUAUCAGCACCUUGUACUAUUGUGCAUACUUACAUACAAAAUAAUGUUUUCAUCUAAAUAAUUAAUAUUAUUUCUGUGAUCGCAUUUGAUUGAUUUGAAGUGUUAAGUUAUUAAUCAUUCAGUAGGGCUAAUUAAAGAAUUAUAAAAUAAUUCAGGCUUAAUGUGAUGUUUAUAUAACAUAUGCAAUAUGCAUAUAUUCAAGGGCACUCAUAGAAAAAUUCUCAGGGGGGGGGCAAAAUUUUAAUUAUGUCCAUAAGAUAG